AUGGAUCCAAGUCAGAACAAAUACAACCCUCCUGCUGGCUUGCCCCCUAGUUAUCCGGCUCCAGCACAGCAACACUACGACGCUGGCCCAUUCCCGCAGCAGUGGCAGCAACCGCAAGGACAAGGUCAAUGGCAACAAUAUCAAGGUGGUCCGGGUUAUGGUCCUCCGAAUAGCUAUUACGGUCCACCACAAGGUAUGCAAGGCAUGCAAUAUCAGCAACAGCCAGGCAUGCCACCUCAGGGCUAUGUGGACAACAGGAAAGGGCCAGGUGCUGGAGAAGGGUGCUGUGCCGCGCUCUUGGGUGCGCUGGCUUGCUGCUGCUGUUUGGAUCUAUUGUUUUAA
Messenger RNA from Lithohypha guttulata, 342 nucleotides. RefSeq lists its product as uncharacterized. The coding region runs from base 1 to 342 and encodes 113 amino acids. The record is from RefSeq and is a predicted model, not a curated record. NCBI's taxonomy places the organism in Eukaryota, Fungi, Ascomycota, Eurotiomycetes, Chaetothyriales, Trichomeriaceae. The transcript has a single exon.